This is a messenger RNA of Rana temporaria (common frog), 2156 nucleotides long. It is a transcript of the gene GPAT3, whose product is annotated as glycerol-3-phosphate acyltransferase 3. NCBI's taxonomy places the organism in Eukaryota, Metazoa, Chordata, Amphibia, Anura, Ranidae. The coding region runs from base 110 to 1465 and encodes 451 amino acids. The transcript has 12 exons. Gene Ontology annotation, cellular component: endoplasmic reticulum. Gene Ontology annotation, biological process: triglyceride biosynthetic process. Gene Ontology annotation, molecular function: glycerol-3-phosphate O-acyltransferase activity. The record is from RefSeq and is a predicted model, not a curated record.
UAGGAAGUUAGAAAGUUCUCUGGAAAAGGCUGAAUUUCCUGCUCUGUCAAACCCAACCAGAGGAGGAGACUCACAUAUGUUAGCAGCAGGCUCCUAGCUGGGCUGAGCCAUGGAGGACUUUAAAACCUUGGCAUAUAAUAUCUUUACAGUAUGGCUGUCUGUGAUCAUCCUCUUUAUCAUGGUACCAUCCAUGCUUGGCUUUUCUCUGGGCAUCUCAGAGGUGUACAUGAAGAUCCUGGUUAAAACUCUAGAGUGGGCAACAUUGCGUAUUCAGAGAGGAUUUCGGGAACAAAAGAAGCUUCGAAUGGUUGCAUCUAAUGGCAUCAUACAGAGAGAUGAGUCUCCCAUGGAAGAAGAAAUUGUAGGUUUGAGGCAAAGUCGAAGCCAGUGUUUACAGAGUGGAGAUUUUGAAAUGUCUGAUGUCUUUUACUUCUCCAAGAAAGGGUUUGAAGCUAUUGUGGACGAUGAGGUCACUCAGAGAUUUUCCUCUGAAGAGCUGAUAUCUUGGAAUCUACUAACGAGAACAAACUACAACUUUCAGUAUAUCAGCCUCCGACUCACAACUGUUUGGGUACUUGGAGUAUUCAUACGAUACUGCAUCCUUUUACCACUACGGGUUACCUUGGCUAUUAUUGGGAUCAGUUGGCUGGUCGUGGGAGCUACGCUUGUUGGACAGCUGCCAAACGGCAGAGUGAAGGACUGGUUCAGUGAGAAUGUGCAUCUGGUUUGCUGUCGGAUUUGUGCAAGAGCUCUUUCCAGUGCAAUUGAGUAUCAUAACAAAGAAAACAGGCCCAAAAAAGGAGGGAUUUGUGUUGCCAACCACACAUCUCCAAUUGAUAUAAUUAUCUUGGCUAAUGAUGGUUGCUAUGCUAUGGUUGGACAGGUUCACGGAGGACUUAUGGGAGUUAUCCAAAGAGCUAUGGCAAGAGCAUGUCCACAUGUGUGGUUUGAACGUUCGGAGAUGCGUGACCGCCACCUAGUGACAAAAAGGCUGCGAGCUCAUGCAUUGGAUAAGGAAAAACUACCAAUUCUCAUCUUCCCUGAAGGAACCUGUAUUAAUAACACUUCAGUUAUGAUGUUUAAAAAAGGAAGUUUUGAAAUAGGUGGUACAAUAUACCCAGUAGCAAUAAAGUAUGACCCACAAUUUGGAGAUGCAUUUUGGAAUAGCGGUAAAUACAACAUGGUAAGCUACCUACUGAGAAUGAUGACAAGCUGGGCCAUCAACUGUAAUGUGUGGUACCUGCCUCCAAUGACUAGAAAGGAGGGAGAAGAUGCUGUUGAGUUUGCCAACAGAGUUAAGUCUGCAAUUGCGAAACAAGGUGGACUGAUAGAGUUGCCAUGGGAUGGUGGCCUAAAAAGAGACAAAGUAAAAGAUUCAUUCAAAGAGGAACAGCAGAAAAAUUAUAGCAAAAUAAUUUCAGGACCCAAUAAUGUAUCCCAGAAAGAUAACGGACUUGUUGCGUGAAGAAUGUUUGAAGACAAGGACAAUGAUGGCUUUUUUUGAUAUUCUUUGGUACUCCUUUUCUACACGUUUCUAUGAUCUUUUUACACAAUAUAAAAAGCAACUCCAGGUGAAAAGCGACAAUCCAAUAAGGAAGCGUUGCCUGACUGAAUUCACAGUUGAAUUAAAGUAAUUGUUCUGUAAUUUUUCAUUACCAGAAAGGACUUUCAGAUUGCCUCUUGGCAGGACUAAAAACCUAUUGGCACUUUCUUCAUUCGGGGCUCCUUAUAUACUGCAGAUUUUUCCUAGUUGGGUUGCAGAUACUUUGAUGAGCACUGAUGGAACUGCCUGCCUUGUUCAGACUUCACUGGCUGCAUGUUUAUUCUAUGUAUAUGAUUUACACAGCGGAGAAAGCCAAAAUUGGGAUAACCGCAAAAACUCAGAGGAAGUAUGUUUUUUGUAACGUUGUGACCCUUUCAUUGAUACUUAUGAAAACGUAUGCUCAAAUUACUCAAAAAACAUUCUGGUAGGUUAACGGACACCACGUUGGCCAAAGAGAAUGUAUGUAUGCGUAUAUGAAUGUGGUAUUGUCUUUAAAUUGCAAGCUCCAAUAGGGGUAUGCACUGAUUUAUAAAUGUUUUUAUUGUGUUGUAUGAAGCUACAGAAUAUGGUAAAACUUAAUAGGGGAAAUAAAAUUAAACUUUUCUGACCUGGA